Schistosoma mattheei is the source of this 1392-nucleotide messenger RNA. NCBI's taxonomy places the organism in Eukaryota, Metazoa, Platyhelminthes, Trematoda, Strigeidida, Schistosomatidae. The record is from the annotation of a GenBank genome assembly.
AUGGUUAAUCACAAACUACUUUUUUCUCCAAAGAUCCUGAAUUUGAAUGUAUAUGUAGUUGGUGAAGUUGGACACCCCAAGGCGAAAGUUAUUCGUAUUGUGCAUAUCUCGGAUACAAGGGGGGCACAUGAUGCCUUCACAGAAAAUAUUCCACGAGGACAUAUUCUGAUUCAUUCUGGCGAUUUUACAUCUCACCCACCUUCGCUCAGCCUCCGCUUUUCAACAUGGUGUAAGAGUAUAACUGGUAAACUUCCUCGAUUUAAAAAGCGCCAUUCGUCACCCAUUAAGAACUGGAAACAACAAAUCAAAGAGAUUGAUAAUUUUUUUGCUCAACAGCCACAUGAUUUUAAAAUCUUUGUUCCGGGUUGCUGGGAAACAUGGUAUUCGGAUUCAUCUGGUGACUGUCCUACGCCUGAAAAAAUUCAGUCUCAGCUGACAUCAGCCAUUUAUCUUGAAGACUCCUGGUGUCAGGUUUUCGGGUUGACGAUUUACGGUAUCCCUUGGACUUCAGCUGACGACUUAAGGCCAGAAGACGGAGCAUUUGUACAGAAGCAUUUAAGUCAUUAUACAAAUUUUAAACUUAAGACUUCAAUUAGCUGUCUGCGAUUUACUGAAAAAGUUAAUGGUCAAACAUCAUCCAAACCCACCACUACCGUCUCUAGCCCGUGUCAGUCUAAAGGUUUUGUGCUGCCGAAUAUUGACGAUGUUUCUAAACAAUGGAUGCAUAUUCCAGAUAAUACUGAUGUCGUUGUAACUCACAUGCCUGCAUGGCGUCCUGAACUUUACGCCCAUAUAGCCGAUCGUGUUAAACCUGUUUUACACCUAUGUGGUCAUGAUUUUGCUGGGUAUGGAGUGAUGUGGAAAAAAGGAACUCUCUUUUGUAAUGCUGCUUUACAGCUCACUUCAACAUUUCCGUCUACUGGUUUACCUAGGCGUCAUUCCAAAAAUCAGCUAAACACAAAACCCCCACUGUACACAGCGAAACCCAAUGGUCGACCCCGACCUCCAAGAUGGCAACGAGGUUUACCAAAACAACUAUCUCGUUUAUUUUCAACUAACCAAAGUUCCACUGGUUGUUCUUUUUUCCGGCGUACUCGUACACUCAGUUCUGUUGUAGUUACACCGACACAGAGUUCAAAAGCUGCAGUAGCUCAUACCAGCGCUGAUAUUGGAUUUAUAUAUGAUCCAGAUAUGCGUGCCGGGAUUGGCGCAAUGGCUGUUAACGAUCCAACAUGUAGUGGUAGUACACAUAUAGGAUAUGCUAGCUGUGGAACUGGUUUAUCUGGCAGUAAUGUAUGCUCUUCUGCAUGUCGUCGCAGUCCUAUCGUUGUAGAUGUUUAUGUUGUCAAUGAUGAUCAAAGUGUAAUCCUUCCCCAUACGCCAGUUCUCUAA